Medicago truncatula (barrel medic) is the source of this 2536-nucleotide messenger RNA. Its product is annotated as disease resistance protein RPV1. Gene Ontology annotation, molecular function: ADP binding. The record is from RefSeq and is a predicted model, not a curated record. Gene Ontology annotation, biological process: signal transduction; defense response. NCBI's taxonomy places the organism in Eukaryota, Viridiplantae, Streptophyta, Magnoliopsida, Fabales, Fabaceae. The coding region runs from base 285 to 2513 and encodes 742 amino acids. The transcript is spliced from 5 exons.
UUUGUGAAGUCAGUCAAUGAUAAACAGAUAUUUGGAAAGAAUGCGCCUUCUCUUCUCCAUACACAAGCUCUCACUUAUUGAGUUGUUUACAAAUUGAAGAACCUUAAUUAUUCACCAUGGAUAAAUCUUCAAAGCUCUGAUCCAAAAUUUCAACUAUUCUCCAACAUAAACUACUAAUUUACUAAACCUAAAGCUUUGUUGCAACUACACUCUCAGAAGUCUGUUGACUUGCCAAAGAAUCGAAGUCAACUCACUACAGGACUUGCUUGCUUAUUGGUGUUUAGAUGGCUUCUUCUUCAUCAUCUUUUGGUGUUUCUCAUUCAAGCUCAAAGCAGCAUAAUGUCUUUCUCAGCUUUAGAGGAGAAGAUACUCGAUACAAUUUUACAAGCCAUCUAUAUGCUGCCUUGUGUGGAAAAAAGAUCCGUACAUUCGUGGAUGAUGAGGAAAUUGAGAGAGGAGAUAACAUCUCACCAACGCUUUUAUCAGCUAUUGAAAGCUCGAAGAUUUGCGUAAUAAUUUUCUCGCAGGAUUAUGCGUCUUCUUCAUGGUGUUUGGAUGAACUUGUGAAAAUCAUUGAAUGCAGUGAGAAGAAAAAACUUGUUGUCAUACCUGUUUUCUAUCACAUCGAUGCAUCUCAUGUAAGACACCAGAGGGGAACCUAUGGAGAUGCAUUUGCCAAACACGAGGAUCGUUUCAGGGACAAUCUAACCAAGGUACACAUGUGGAGAACUGCCCUGCACAAAGCUGCAAACUUAGCAGGAUGGGUUUCCGAGAAAAAUAGGUCCGAGGCUGUCCUAAUUAAAGAAAUUGUUGAAGUUAUAUUAGACAAGUUGAAAUGUAUGAGCCCACAUGUUCAAAACAAGGGGCUUGUUGGAAUUUCUGUACACGUUGCGCAUGUGGAAUCAAUGUUAUGCUCUGGGUCAGCUGAUGUGCAUAUUAUUGGUAUUUGGGGUAUGGGUGGCAUAGGCAAGACAACCAUUGCAGAUGCUGUGUUUACAAAAGUCUCAUAUCAAUACGAGAGAUACUACUUUGCUGCCAAUGUCAGGGAAACAUGGGGAAAUCGGAUAAAGUUGCAGAAUGAAGUUUUGGCGGACGUGUUAGAAGACCAAAGCAUCAAGAUUAGUACCCCUACAAUGAGUUCCGCCUUUGCUGUAGAAAGACUUAAAUGUAAAAAGGUCCUCGUCGUUCUUGAUGACGUGAGUUUAUCCGAACAAAUAGAAUAUCUUGUUGGAGGGAGAGAUUGGUUUGGACCUGGUAGUCGAAUCAUAGUGACCACUCGAAACAGAGAAGUGUUUAACAGUGGAGUCGAUGAAGUAUACCAAGUGACGGUAUUGAAUUCUCAUGAAGCCCUAAAGCUUUUUAGCUUGAACGCCUUUCAACAAGACAGUCCAUUGAUCGAAUACCAAAACUUGUCAGAAAGGGCAGUGGGUUAUGCUAAGGGCAUUCCUCUAGCUCUUAAAGUUAUGCUAAGUGCAUUGGAAAAGCUGAAGAAAUAUCCAAAAGCUGAAAUUUAUGAUGUGUUGAGAUUGAGUUAUGAAGGAUUGGACCCUGAGGAGCAGAAUAUAUUUUUAGAUAUUGCCUGCUGUUUGAAAGGACAAACAAAAAGCCAAAUAACAAGUAUAUUAGAUGCAUGUGAUUUUUCUACUGAAAUUGGGAUGAGAAGCCUUGAAGACAAGUCUCUUGUAACUGUUUCUAAAAACAACACAGUACAGAUGCAUGAUUUGAUACAAGAAAUGGGACGUUUUGUAGAAUCUGAGAAAAAGCCUGGAGAAAGAAAACGGUUGUGGGAUCCUAAAGAAAUUUAUGAUGUCUUCAAGCAUAACAGGGGUUUUGAAAGUAUUGAGUGUGUUGUGUUGGACAUGUCUCAAAUCAAAGAGUUGACAUUAAGCCCUCAAACAUUUCAGAGAACGCACAGGCUCAGAGUUUUGAUAUUUUAUAUACCCUCCAGUGAUACGAGAAGAAUCAAUGUGCAUAUUUCCAGAGGUCUCAAUUGCAUGCCUCUCGAAAUAAGUUAUUUCAGAUGGGACUGUUUUCCAUUGAAAUCCUUGCCACCACAGUUUUGUGCGGAGAAGCUUGUCGAACUUGAUAUAAAACAUAGCCGAAUUGGAAAGCUUUGGGAUGGAGUACAGGAUCUUGUGAAUUUGAAGUCAUUAUGCCUAAGUGGUUGCAAGAACUUGGUUGAGCUCUCAGAUUUGUCUUUGGCCUCGAAACUUGAGAAAGUACAUCUUGAUGAUUGUGCGAGCUUGUUGAAUGUUCCUUCAUACAUUUUGUCACUUGAUAGUCUGCUUGCACUAAAUCUGAGAGGCUGUAAACAGCUCUGUUACAUUGAAAGUGAGAAGCCAUCUAGAUCUCUUCGAUGGCUUAAUUUGAGAGGGUGCUCAAGACUUGUAAGGUAUUCAGUUUUUUCCGAGGAACUGGAGUACUUGAACUUGGAUUUCACGGCAAUUGAAGAACUUCCUCACAACCUCAACCUCUUACCAAAGUUAAAAAAAACUAUCAUUAAGAGGAAGUGAUAUUGAGAUAUUGCCUGCUAGCA